UUGACAGAGUUAACAAACAAAGCUUUUCUCUAAAAGGUUUUGUUUGUUUUAUUUAUUCGUUUCUCUGUUUUUUUUUAAAGAUACCUGUUUAUCUGGGUCCGGUCUCUCAAACCCCGAACUGAUAUAUGAAUAUAUCGACGAACCUGCACGUUUAAUUAAUCGAUAUUGUGAUUAGCGUUACGGUUAGUGAAUAUAUAAUAUAUAAUAACAAUUAUGACUCUGCAACAGGGAGCCGCGGAUUUAGGAGUCUGCCAAGAUCAGAGGAAUCAGCCUUCUGGAAAAGGGAACCUAGAAAAAGCAUGUAACUCACACCAUAAUAACAAGGCCUCUCUCACAACCAAAACCUGGGCGGGGCUACAGAGCAAAUGUCAGGUGAUCCUGCCAAUCGUAAUCAUUCUAUUGCUGGCUGGGGGCGGAGCCCUGGCAUGGUACAUUUUAGAUCACAGACUCAAACUGCUGGAGCCCCGAGUCACACAGUACUACACAGCGAGGGUCACAGUACUCAACCGAAACUUCUCCAUGGAGCUCACCCGACGAGAGUCACCUGCCUUCACAGCAGAAGCAAGCAAAGUCCAGGAUGUGUUAGAGAAGAUCCUGAAAGCCUCCGAUCUCUCCUGGUACUACAAUUCAACUACAGUCUUUGCUUUUGGGGAAGGCAGUCUCCUAUGUUAUUGCUGGCUGGUCCUGUCAGUGCCUCAGAGCCUGGCUAACAGGGUGACAGUGGGCUCCGUCACUGACUCUGUACUGCAGGGUGUGGGAGACACAGGCGGCACUACCACAGCCUACCAGCAGGGGGAGUACAUCAUAGAGAGAGAGUCUGUCAACAUCACAGAAUCGGAUGCUAAAGUCAUUGAUGCCAUGAAAGCCACAUUAAGUUGCUAUCGAUACUCCUCGGUCCGUGUCGGAGUGCUCAGUUCUCUUCCAGGGCCCGACUCGCUCCGGUCCAGCUGCCUGUGGCACAUCACGGCCCCCGCUGGUCAGCUGGUCAAGCUGCGGCUGGAAUGGGUCCUGUCCGAGUGUCAGGACCGGCUGGCUGUGUACGACUCUCUCUCUCCCGACGACAGCAAACUGAUCACCUCUCUGUACGGGUGCAGCCGUCAGGAGUCGGUGGUCGAGUUGGUAUCUUCCAGGAGGGUGAUGUCAGUGGUGUGGAAGCAAGGCCAGUACAGCUACUAUGAUCCCUUCUCUCUGUCUGCCCAGGCUGUGCCCAGCACAGGCUGUGACGCCAACAUCACUCUGCAGGACAGAGACGGCAUACAGGGCAACUUGAGCACCCCUCACUACCCCAGCUACUACCCUCCAGACACACACUGCUCCUGGACCUUCACUCUCCCCUCCCUGCAGUAUGGUUUGACUCUGUGGUUUGAAGGCUAUGAGCUGGGCAGGGCCAACUACAACCAGGCUUGCACCCAGGGCCAGUGGACAGUGCAGAACAGGAGGCUGUGCGGAAGCCAAAUUCUCCAGCCCUAUGCAGAGCGAAUCCACUCCGUCUCUCUGACCGUCACCCUGACGAUGACCUCGCAGAUCUCACUGACCGGCCCCGGGGUCCUUGUGCGUUACAGCCUCUUCAACCAAUCAGAUCCUUGUCCGGGACAGUUCCUGUGCUCGCUGAACGGUUUGUGCGUCCCCUCCUGUGACGGAAUAACGGACUGUCCCAACGAACUGGACGAGAGGAACUGUGGUAAGAGACUGGAGACAAAAACCACUGCACAGCAUUACAGCUGUGAACAUCACCCUAUAGAAUGAACUACACCUCCCAGCAU
Messenger RNA from Polyodon spathula (Mississippi paddlefish), 1763 nucleotides. Its product is annotated as transmembrane protease serine 6-like. The record is from RefSeq and is a predicted model, not a curated record. Gene Ontology annotation, molecular function: protein binding. Lineage: Eukaryota; Metazoa; Chordata; Actinopteri; Acipenseriformes; Polyodontidae. The transcript is spliced from 12 exons. Bases 214 to 1746 code for a protein of 510 amino acids.